Molecule: messenger RNA, 573 nt
Organism: Geodia barretti
Lineage: Eukaryota; Metazoa; Porifera; Demospongiae; Tetractinellida; Geodiidae
Source: the annotation of a GenBank genome assembly
AUGAAAGGAUACCGGGCUAUUCUCUUUGACAUGGACGGAGUACUGGUGGACAGUGAACCUCUCUUCCUCAGCGCAAUAAACAAGCUGUUGGAACAGGAAGCAGUUGAUCCCGUUUCCGUCAAGGAAAACGAAGAAUUUCUGAUCGGGACAACCAUUAACGAAACCUGGCGGCAACUAAAACUUUGUCGCCCACUGCCACUUCCUGCCUCAGAAUACAUACAGCGAUACGAUGACAUCGUCCGGCAGGUAAUGAUGGAGGAACUGGCCCCACAGCCGGGCGUGAGGGAGUUAAUCGAGGUCUGCAACAAGCGCGGCCUUCCGAAGGCGGUAGCCUCCUCUUCACUGCACAUGUGGGUUGACCUGAAAUUGAACGCCAUUGGCCUGACUGGGGCGUUCGAUGCCGUGCUGGGAGGAGACGACGUCAGCAGGGGAAAGCCAGAGCCGGAUAUUUACAUCAAGGCCGCGGGGAGGCUUGGUGUUCCCCCCGAGCGAGUGUAUUGCCAUAGAGGACUCCCCCAUCGGAAUAGCCGCCGCAGUAGCCUCAGGGGCUCACACAAUCGCAGUCAGAACUGA